AUGGGCGAUGUAGUUCAGGAGGCGCUGCGGGAAGGGACACGUCUAAAGAGUUCUGGUACGGGAUCCCCUCCAGCGAUGGUGGGUUCCACCAGCAUGGGCCGUCGCCUUCGUCCCGCGUGGCCCCUGGCCGUUGUGCUCUUGGCGUCGGUCCCGCCCCGUACCUGGGGGUGUAUGAUCUGUGACCCCGCAGUCGUGGCUGGACUGCGAGACUUGGAACAUAGCUACUUGCCCAGUCACUUGAACUUGGACGCCCAAGCUCUGCAGGCCCUAGUGAAGCGCCUGGAGGAGACUGUGCGCCAGUUCAGCGAUCUGCCCUAUGAGAAGAACUCUUACCAGGGCGUCGUGGACGAGCCCACGCUGAAUAAAGCUUCCAGUGCCUUCCUGAAGGAGCUGACCCGAAUCAAAGAAAGCGACCUCAAAGGCAACUUCCUCUUGAAGGAGCUCAACUGGAUGAUGCAUAUGCAGAAGAAGAAUUUCGCGCGCCUGGUUGCUGAGUUCCAGAGGGAAAGUUUUUGCCCCAACAAAUGCGGCACCAUGAUGCAGACCCUGAUCUGGUGCCUUGGCUGCGAGAAGGAUGUGCAUACUUGUCGGAAGUCUUAUACCUGCGGGGAACAAGCCGUGCAGUUGACGGAGAAAGAGGACCUGAUCUUAGACUGUGAGCUGAGUUGGCAUAAGAAAGCGGAAGGGCUCACGACGUAUAGCUUCUACAAGGUACUUAAUCCCGACCCCCGGGGGAGCCCGCUGAGCCCGGGAGCGGAUUCAGGGGACACCC
Messenger RNA from Gracilinanus agilis (Agile Gracile Mouse Opossum), 772 nucleotides. Its product is annotated as izumo sperm-egg fusion protein 1-like. The record is from RefSeq and is a predicted model, not a curated record. Gene Ontology annotation, cellular component: plasma membrane; acrosomal membrane. The annotation marks the transcript as partial. Gene Ontology annotation, biological process: heterotypic cell-cell adhesion; sperm-egg recognition; fusion of sperm to egg plasma membrane involved in single fertilization. NCBI's taxonomy places the organism in Eukaryota, Metazoa, Chordata, Mammalia, Didelphimorphia, Didelphidae. Gene Ontology annotation, molecular function: signaling receptor binding; protein binding involved in heterotypic cell-cell adhesion. The transcript has 7 exons.